AUGAGCCAGACGCACGGGAGCAAAGGAAGACAUCAACCAGGUGUGAAGAGAGCCUGCAACGACUGCAGGCAGCAAAAGUUACGGUGCAAUGUUAUUGCUGGCCCUGGAGACUACUACAAACCGUGCGAUCGAUGUAUUAAGCACAACCUCAAGUGCAGCAUCGACAAUGACUUCAAGAGAUUGGGCAAGCGUGCGGCGCAUGAAGAGAUGGUCAGGGAGCUGGAGUCAUGCAGAGCAAGGCUGGCACAAUACGAGAGCUUGGGUAUACAACUUCCAGCCGAGACUCCACGACCGACCUCUCAAUACGGUGCGAGCUACGAAACUUCUCCAGCUGCCGGAGCACCCGUCGCACCGAUGUCUGCCGCUGCUGGCAACGCCUUUCUCGGAGCGAGCGAAGCGGCAGCAUCUAGAAGUCUGCUGGACCUGAGUCAAGGUUACCGCGAACUGGCACCGACGAGCUAUCCGUCCAUAACUCCUGGCACAUCGCAUACGACGCUCGGAAAUGUGACUCUGUCAGAACCGCAGCUUCUGGAGUUGUACGGCAUCUACUUCCGCUCGUAUCACCCCUUCCUGCCGCUGCUCAACGCGGCCACUUCUUACAAAGAGUACUACAGCGAGCAUCCUUUGCUGCAUUGGACGAUUAUAUCUAUUGCUGCUCGACGCUACGAUGCGAAGCCCGGUCUAUUCAUGGAAUUGCAACGACCUCUGGAGGAGAUCCUCUGGACGACGUUGUCUCAGGUCCCUCAAACGUACCAUGUCUGCAAGGCUUUGGCGCUGCUAUGCACAUGGCCUCUGCCGACAUCUUCAACCUCGCAAGAGCCCACUAUGAUGCUAUGCGGUGUCAUGUUCCAGCUUGCAAUGCAAUAUGGUCUGCAUAGACCGUCGCAUGCGCAAGACUUUAGCCGCUUCCGUAUUGAUCUCCGCGACGAAGACAUCUCCGACAGACUGAAUACAUGGGCGACCAUCAAUAUUGUCGCUCAGAACGUCAGCACUGGUAACGGCCAACCUCCACUUGCUCGCUGGGCAUGGUUUACAUACGGACUGCAUCUGGACAGCAUGAAGAAGGAGCUCCAGGUUCGAUGUCAAGUAGAGAAGUUCUGCGACACAGUGACCCGAACCCUGUUCACUAUGCAGCGAGACCACGUUGUAGAAGUGGACCAGGCUCAGCGUGGUCUUCAGAUUGACAUGUACGCUCGAGAGCUUGGAGAGCUGGAAGUCACUGUGCUUUCGACAAACACUUCUCCCGUCCAAGUACUGUUUCUCAAGGCCGCUGCCUUACAUCUCCGUCUAGCCGCCUUCUUCGACAAGACCACAUCGCCAAACUACCAAGCCGAUUUGCGGAACGUCUACAUCGCAGCUUCGGCACUUCUUUCUCACACAAGCGACAUGCCAGCCGAGCAAUUCACCUAUGUGCCGCGAUAUAUCGAACAGAUGAUGCUCGCCGCGUCUGUAACGCUGCUCAAAAUCCUCAAUUCCUUCUACGCCGUCCAUGUCGAUACUGUACACGGCAGAACCCUCUUCUUUCGCACAAUUACGAGUCUCCGCAAGUUGAGCGUACGCUCCAACGACCUUCCUCAACGCCUGGCCGAAGUCAUGGCGCAACUGUGGCAGACCAGCGGUGCCGCGGACCACGGCGCGGUCAAGAGAGAAGAAACCGGCACUUUGGUACCAGAUGACAGUCUGCAACUCAAAGUCCGCUGUCGCUCUUCACUAUCCGUCCUAUACGAUGCCAUUUGGCGAUGGCGAGAGCGUGCUGGUCAGGCUGGUCGUGAGAGCCUGAUCACGGCAGACACCAAUCCCACCGCCCUACCAACGGACGCAACUGCUUCCCGCAACACACCGCAGCCACCGAGUGGCCUCGGAGGUCCAAUGGCUCCAAGUCAUGGCUUGCCCGACGUGUCCGGCACCGAUUUCGAGGCUGCGUCGUGGGAUGCGACCUUCGGCGGCAAUGCCGUCUUUGACACCCUUAGCUGGGCUCUAGACGGCAAUCUCGGGCUCACUGGUCAGGGACUGUUCGGUGGAACGGAUACUCUCGGUCUUCCCUGGCAGGGAUAG
Zymoseptoria tritici IPO323 is the source of this 2055-nucleotide messenger RNA. RefSeq lists its product as uncharacterized. Gene Ontology annotation, biological process: DNA-templated transcription; regulation of DNA-templated transcription. Gene Ontology annotation, molecular function: DNA-binding transcription factor activity, RNA polymerase II-specific; zinc ion binding; transcription cis-regulatory region binding. NCBI's taxonomy places the organism in Eukaryota, Fungi, Ascomycota, Dothideomycetes, Mycosphaerellales, Mycosphaerellaceae. The coding region runs from base 1 to 2055 and encodes 684 amino acids. The record is from RefSeq and is a predicted model, not a curated record. The transcript has 3 exons. Gene Ontology annotation, cellular component: nucleus.